AUCUUUGUUAUAAUAUAAUAAUUUCUAUCGCUUAAAAGCUUUAUUUAACCUGCGCAACCAACAAUGCCUUCUCGCUAGUUUAUUUAGUUUCCACGCAUAACUUUUCUUUAAUGAAAUUAUUAAACAAUGGCUCUUCGUGUCACAUUGAUAGAGUUGAUAACAUAUGCAAUAUGCUAUUGGGAAUAGUUAUGUUAACACUAUUUAACAAUAGUUACGCGCAGUUAUAAUAAGCUAUUUUUUCUUCAAUAAUCUUUUGUUUAUUAUGCGCAAGUUAAUGACUUACAAGACUCGCAAGAUAAUUAAUAAGAACAAAAGACAAACAACUACCGCCUCCAAGAAAAAGGUGUGAAACUUGAGCUUAGGCGUACGCUUACAUCUGGACUGUACUGUAAGGUGUUAAAAAUUUUGUAGACGUCAGCAGUGGCCUGUCAAACCCAAAAAUUUAUUUUCAAUAAAUUUGUGUACCUAUUCAUCGUAUAGAUCUUAAAACGCUGAUCAAGAAAAUGUAUAGGAUCGUGUACUUAAGACAAACGGAUGCAGAGAUAUUAGGGUUUAAAGGUUUUUUUAUGACGUCAUUUACCCGUCCAUUCCGAAACGGAUUUGGUGACCCAGGUUUGGAAAACUUACCCAACUUGGUCCCAGGUAGUCCCUAGUUACCCACGCAGGAGAUGACGUCAGUUAUUUCCACCCGUUUCCAAGUUAUUAAGCCUUAAUUUUAAAAGUGCAAUGCAUUGGCUUCACUAAUCUUAAUAUACUUUCCUUUGACGUCAAUAUUGCUUUAACGUCAAAGUUUGCUAAUUUACAGAACAAAUUUAUAGGCGAUGUUUUAUAGACUUUAUCAAAGAAAUUUUAUCCACUUCGCAAAAUUCACAGACAGAAGCUCCGUAUUAUUAUAUAGAUACACUUCUCACCUACAACAUCUUGAUUAGUCUUCUUCAUUUGCUUUGCUAUCUUGAAUCCCUCAUUGUGCUAGUCUUCCCUUCUUAAUAUAUUCUGCAAAUCUGUUUCUCUCUGCUUCUGAUUUUGCCUUAUACACUGCCGUACGACCACAAUGCUUAGCUUCUAAGUAAAUAUUUUUACUACCACCUGACUUCCACUCUUUCCAAAGUUUCCUCUUUUCCUUUAUACACUGGUCAACCUCAUUAUUCCACCACCAGGUCUGUCUAUGUCUAGCUGGUCCUUUCGUCCACCCACAGGUAUCAUCAGAAGCUUCUAGAAGACAAUUCUUCCAAGUACUCUAAGUACUUUCAACAUUGUCACUAUCACACUGACCAUUGUGGGCUAACUGCUGAACUUUUGCAAUAAAUUUCUUGCUACAAUCUCUUCCUCCAGCUUCCAGACUUUACGAUGGGGCCUGUACUUUCCCUUGGCUUCUUUAACACUCUUCAAGAUAAUAUCACAAACCAGCAACCUAUGCUGGGAAACACACUUUCCCCCGAUAUAACUUUCACGUCCUUCACCACUUUCUUGUCUGACUUUUUAACAAGGCAGUAAUCUAUCUGUGUCUUACAGCCACCUGACUCAUAUGUUAUCAGCCUACUCUGUCUCUUACUGAAUGAUGUGUUGCAAACCACCAUGUCCGUUGCCAUUCCAAACUCAAGCAAUCCUUAUUUCUGCUCCCAAAUCCAUAGUCUCCAUGCACACCUCUAUAACCUUGAGAUGACUUCCCAACAAUACCAUUAAAGUCACCAUGACAAGUUCAGUGUCUCCAAACUUUAAUGUGACUGAUCUUUAUCUUCCUCACUGAGUCCACAGUACCUCUCAGAGUACCAACAUUUACACUAGUUAUCCUCAACCUAGUGUUAUCUAUACCUUGUGAUGUGAUAGCUAGGUAACAGUCUGACGAUGCUCACCCCUGACAUCUGUCCUACCCUGAGUGACACCUUCACUCCUUAGAGUUCCAGCCCCGUUUACGCAGUUUGUCUGAUCAACUGUUCUUACGGCCAUUAAUAAAGAGUUCUGGCAUUGUUUUACAGCUGGAUGUCAUUCCUAGCGCCAACCGUUCACAGACCGGACUGAGUGUUUUUUUUAAAGUGACACCAUCACUAUGUGGCAUUUCAUGGGACUUCCACAAUUCUCCUUUAAACUAAGGUAUGGUGGAGGACUCCUCUUUUGUCUCUUAAAAAGACCCUCCACCCAGGUCUUGAUUAUUAAUGGUUGCAUAUAAGAACCCAACGCCCACACUGCACAAGUUCUUCAGAUGUACCAUACAGCUUACAGUUACCCACCCUCCCACCCUUAUAUAUUGAUUUUCUUCACCUAUUUUUUCUUUGUUUUAUGUCAUCAACACGCCUAUGAAUGGUGGAUGUGAGAUACCAAUUCGAUUUAUCACCGUUGUGCAAUGGAAUCGAAUCGAAAUCAAAAUAUCAUGGAUGUCUCCAUUGCAACAAAGACAACUGCAUCACAACUGUUAUGGGGGGACACAGCACAACACAACCAAACAAAUUUUAGUCCAGAGAUAGAAACAAAGAGUCUAUAGUGUCAUGAAAGAUAGCAUAGUACAAAAAAUCCAAGACUUAUUACCAGUUCCUUUGUGGGUUUCUGUUAUUGUGUUUGGUCCCCUACUUCCAGUUUUUAUUCUCGUCAUAUAUUGUAUCGAUUGGUAUACUCAGUGCAUAAACAUCGAUGCGUCACGUGACACCUGUAAAAAAGCAACAUGAGUGUACAGACAAUGAGAAAUAUGUUCGCUUCACCUAUCAUAUUUAUCCUUGGUAGUACAGCCACUGGAAAAUCGAAGCUUGGUAUUGAACUUGCCAAGAGGUUAAAUGGUGAGAUAAUUAGUGCAGACUCGAUGCAAGUUUACAAGGGAUUGGAGAUUAUUACUAACAAAGUAAGCGUAGAAGAGCGAGCUGAAGUGACACACCACCUUCUUGACGUUAUAACACCACCUGCAGAAUACUCUGUCAGUGAGUUUCGUUGCGCUGCACUUGAUAUUAUCCAGCAGUUGUUUUGUGCUCACAAACUUCCUGUGGUUGUGGGUGGGACCAAUUAUUACAUAGAAGCUUUAUUGUGGAAUUUCCUAAUGGAUGAUACCAGCUCGCCUGAUAUGCUUCAGACUCGAAAAGAGUUAGGAUCGAAUAAACGAGCAAAAAUAGACGGCGAUACGUUUGAACAACUCAUCUUUGUCGAUCCCGAACGGGCUGCGGAGCUGCAUCCAAAUGACACGCGAAAAAUAGCAAGAAGUUUGCAAGUGUUUCGUACUACUGGAAAAAAACAUUCCGAGUUGUUGAAAGAACAGAGACAGCAACCUGGUGCAAGUCCGUUAGGUGGUCCGCUCCGCUUUUCCAAAGCUCUCAUCUUUUGGCUAACUUGUGACCAAGGCGAGCUGGAUAAGAGAAUAUCAGAGCGAGUCGAUAGCAUGCUGUCUAAAGGACUCGAUGAAGAAGUUACAAAAUUUUACGAGAACUACAAAAAAUCCAAAGAGACGCUAGGUACAGAUAGCACGUUAUAUCAAGAAGGGUUGUUUCAAGCUAUAGGAUUUAAAGAAUUUCAUGAUUAUUUUACAUGCGACGAUAAAGAAAAGAAAGAAGCACAUUUAAGAGAAGGUUUAAGUGCGCUCAAGCGUGUCACUAUAAAAUAUUCUAAAAAACAAAGAACUUGGAUACAAAACCGUUUCUUAUCUCGACAUGGCGAAACCACUCCUGACAUAUACGAGUUGGACGCCACGAACCUGGACACGUGGAAGGCUGACGUUCUGCAAAAAGCUGUCGAUGUUACUCGUGCAUUUCUUGCAAACUCUGAAAUCCCUGUAGCGCCAGUAGAAAAACGAAGUGUGAACCUGAAUGCGAAAAGAAAGUUUAUUUGUGAAACGUGUAGCGGAAGGACGAUAAUGGGAGAGGCGAGUUGGAAGGAGCAUGUUUCUUCGAAGCGGCACAAAUAUUUUAUAAAAAAACAGUUAAAAGAAGUUCUGCCAUCUUGAAAUUUAUUUUAUCAUCGAAUCACUGGAUGUAUUUAACGUUAACGUUGUUUACAUAUUUAAUGACAGAGGACGUUUCAACACAAUAUACACUGAAAUGAAAUAGCGACCUAAGAUGUCUUCGUUGUACCGGAUUCAAUGAAAGUUUUGAACGCAAAAAACUUUCACUGUGUCAAAUUUAAUUCUAACAUGGCAGAUAUUUAAAUAACUCGCCUUGCAUUUAAUAGUUGAUACUAAUACAAAUUCAAAAUAUUUCGCGAUCUAUCUGCUGCCAACGCCCUAUUUAUUGAAUACGCGCUGGUGAGAAGAUGGCACUAAAAUAUUUAUGAAAAUAUUCAGAUAUCAAUCCAA
This is a messenger RNA of Hydractinia symbiolongicarpus, 4267 nucleotides long. Its product is annotated as tRNA dimethylallyltransferase-like. NCBI's taxonomy places the organism in Eukaryota, Metazoa, Cnidaria, Hydrozoa, Anthoathecata, Hydractiniidae. The transcript is spliced from 5 exons. The coding region runs from base 2657 to 3919 and encodes 420 amino acids. The record is from RefSeq and is a predicted model, not a curated record. Gene Ontology annotation, molecular function: tRNA dimethylallyltransferase activity. Gene Ontology annotation, cellular component: mitochondrion. Gene Ontology annotation, biological process: tRNA modification.